GAUCCUAUGCCUCCAAAGCCAGUGUGCAGUGCAAAUGUCUGGACUUUCGUCAACACUGACCACGAAGCAGCGCUGGUGGACUUUAUGCCGUAUUUGGCAAUGCUGCGUUCCCCCUUCCCCGUGUAGUGCUAAAGUUUGGUCCGCUGGCAGACCAGAUGCCUCGUCCGCCAGCCCAGGCGGGCGAUACCCUGGCGCGUUCCACAAUGGAUUACACAGCAGUCACAGCAGGCGCACAGGCGCGGCGUAGCGGGCCACAGCACUGCCCGAUCGACGAGAAUCCCGCGUGUUCUCCUGAUGCACUCAUGCAGCUGUACAACCGCUCCGAGUCGCUCUUGCCCAACGGCAAGCGGACACGCAACAUCCUGUGGCGGAUGAGCACCCGGCGGGCUCUCAAUCAGAAGCGCCAGCGCGCAAGACAGGCAAUGGAUCGCAAGAACAAGUCCUUGGCAGCGGCGAAUAUGGACAUCGGCCAUAGUCGCUCAGAUCGGCGCGAAAGCAGCGUGGCCACGCUGGUCAACAAUCCGAUUGCUGCGGCGAUGUACGGGACACAAGGCCCGCAGCUGGGGAAUAUGCAGCGGAGGGCAUCGUCUCAGACCGUUGUUGCUGGCGAACAGCAGCAGCAGCCUAUGCAGAUGAUGCAGCAUAGCCAGAGUGCGUUCGCCGCGAUUCACCAGCAGCAGCAGCAGCAGCUGAUGCAGAACCACAGCGGGUCAUUGUUGGACUUUGAUUUGGAUAUGGAGCUGGCGAGGCCGCUGGAGCAGCUGUGGGGCGCAACGCCGUUCGAUGCCUCGCUGUUUAUGAUGCCAGGUACACAGUCAGCAGCCAUUCCUGGCCCUCAACAGCAGACACAGCAACAGCAGGCCCAGCAACAGACUUGGCCAACAUCUGCUGGAUUCCCAAUGCCAAGCGCCCUUCUGGGCGGACCCGGGCUAGACGCAAUUACCAGCACGAUCUUUGACACGCGGUUCAUCGAUGCCCGCGCCUCAGCACUGGGUCAGAGCACACCGUCCGAGGCUGCGGCCCAGCCUGGCGACAGCAGCACCAGCAGUAGCGGGGGCCAGGAGACCGGGCUUCUGUCGAGUAACCCGCUGCAAUCGCCUGUGCCGCUGCAUUGGUCUGAGGAGCAGAGCGGCGGCUCGGACUUGGAGCAGCACCGGAGCCACAGGUUUGCCGAAGUGGGCAUUGGGUCGUCGAUGCACCAGCCACCACACAUGGGGCUCAGUAGGUCCACGCCCAGCCAUGGCUGCGGCCCAGCUAGCAGCCGCCCCGAGCCGGCGACGUUAUCGCCAGCCGCCGCCGCCGCCGUCGUCGUCCGUGCAGAAGCAGGCUGAAGGUAAGUGUUGCUAUGUGAGUGAGUGCGGAUUGAUCCGGAAGGGCUGUGACGAUACGCAGCGCUGGUUAUGCAAAGAGGAAAAUGCGG
This is a messenger RNA of Linderina pennispora, 1420 nucleotides long. RefSeq lists its product as uncharacterized. Lineage: Eukaryota; Fungi; Kickxellomycota; Kickxellomycetes; Kickxellales; Kickxellaceae. The coding region runs from base 156 to 1331 and encodes 391 amino acids. The record is from RefSeq and is a predicted model, not a curated record. The transcript has a single exon.